Messenger RNA from Gordionus sp. m RMFG-2023, 1345 nucleotides. Its product is annotated as stAR-related lipid transfer protein 7, mitochondrial-like. The coding region runs from base 243 to 1091 and encodes 282 amino acids. The record is from RefSeq and is a predicted model, not a curated record. Lineage: Eukaryota; Metazoa; Nematomorpha; Gordioida; Chordodea; Parachordodidae. Gene Ontology annotation, molecular function: lipid binding. The transcript has 8 exons.
UAAGAUCUAGAGAUUUGUUUCAAUAUAUAAAUCUAAAUUUUAAAACAAGAUAUAAAUCAUUUCGAUUUUUAAAUGACGUAAUAUAUCAACAAUUGAAUAUAUAUAGCGCACAAAGCUUUAAUCGUUUACUAAGAUUGGCACAGUUUUAUAGAAGGAUUUACAAUGAACGAUCUAUUCAUAGAGUUAUUUCCACGUUUUCACGGCUGAGAAGAAAUCAAUACUAUUUAUUGAUUAGUUUUUCUAUGUUUAGUUGGGACAAGGAUGGUAUAACAGAUGACGAAUUUAAUAAAAAAAUCAUGGAAACCCAUUUUUACCACAAACCUUUGCCUUCUGACAAUUCAAUAUUCAAAAACAAUUUUAAUGGCUCCAAUCCUUCAACUUCCUUGGAUGAUUCACAUUAUGAUGAUGAUUGGGAAAUAAUUUUAAAUGAAAAUAACAUGACUGUAUUAAGGCAGCAAAUAGAUCAGGGUGAUCAAUAUAAAUAUAAAGUUCAUGGUACAUUUGACGAUAUUCCAGCCUGGGCCUUUUACAAAGCUCAAGUUGACACAGAAUAUCGCAAGAAAUGGGAUAAAUAUGUCUUAAAUUUAGACAUGUUACAACGUAAUCCCAAAAUGGAUUGUGAAGUUAUUCGAUGGGUAGUUUGCUUUCCGUAUCCCAUGUAUGAUCGUGAAUAUAUAUUCGUUAGAAGACACAAAUUUGAUCCAUCAAAAAACGUUAUAGCUGUCCUUUCCCGUUCUAUCCCUUACCCAACUCCGCCCAUUGACAAAAAAUUCGUGAGAGUUGAUCGAUAUAGUUCAAACCUUUUUAUCAAGCCCCAUGAAACGAUCGAAAAAAAUGGAUUCGAUUUUGUGUUGGAGUACAAUGAUGACCCGCAGUCAAUGUUUCCUAAUACUGUAUAUUCUUGGGUAACUAAAUCGGGAAUCGUGGACUUUUUGAAUCGACUGCACGAUGCAGCAAAAGAACUAUGCCAAUCUGAUCCCUGUAUCAGCAAACCUUCGGAAUGUAUCAAAAUGCCCAAAGAAGAUAUCAGAAUAUCUACAAGUAAUCUGCUAAAUGAUUCUCGCGAAUUGCCAUCACGAUCUUUCUCUUGACAAUCUUCUAUCAAAAUAAUUUAUGUGCAUUUGCAACUUGUUAUAAUCUUCAUUAUGCAAAAUAUCAGAUGUAAAUGUACGAUUAUAGGUUUCGGCAAUUUUUUUUAAUAUAAAACUUUAGAGAAAUUUACUCUUAGAUUUAUUAUUUAAAAAAAAAAUUUCUAAUCAUUUUUCAUUUUAUACUCUAAAAUUUUCAAAUUUAGUCGACGAAUAAUUGUUUAUUUUAUAUUUAAAAAAAAAUCAAUUCAUUUUAA